Xylaria bambusicola is the source of this 2453-nucleotide messenger RNA. RefSeq lists its product as uncharacterized. NCBI's taxonomy places the organism in Eukaryota, Fungi, Ascomycota, Sordariomycetes, Xylariales, Xylariaceae. Bases 275 to 1729 code for a protein of 484 amino acids. The record is from RefSeq and is a predicted model, not a curated record. The transcript has a single exon.
CAGCUGUCUCGGCCCACCCCGUCAAGCUGCUCCAGCAAAACUAAAUCAAGACCCCUGCAUACCUCUAACAUUCCAUCCAUCCCAUCCAUAUAUCAUAUAUCCCACUUUUGCUCGGACGAACGACGACGACGAUAGAUAAGAAGACCCUCGAUUGACCCAACACUUCCCUCCCAUCGCAUGCCAUCAACCUCAACACAGCACGGUCAUCUGACCUCGAGUCGUUCUGCCCCCAUCCUGGAGGCUAGGCUAGGCUAGGUCAGGUCUCUUGACCAGCAUGGCCGCCUCGUCUCAGUUUGGCGUCUUGAAGCCAUUGCAACGUAGCAAACAUCGUCAACCUCCCUUGCAAGGACCACAGCAUCAACCGCAUUAUGGCGAGUUCAACUUUCCACCGAAUCCUUCGCCGCCGAUACCUUCUCCAUCGCAUCAGCAGCAACACCUCCAACAUCAUCAUCAUCACCACCACCACCAACAAUUACAUCAACAGCAACAUGGUCGCAUCCCGACCAUCGCCACCGUCCCACCUACUACUACUGCUCCCAAUUAUGCCCCCAAUGGCACCAUACAUCCUCACCUCCAGUCGCAAUCUCACCAUCCUGUUCUGAAUGGCCUUGCUAGUGGUCCUCCUCCACCCCGACAGCUUCAGACGAUGGCUUCCAUACCCGCCAACUUAUCUGCGAUAGCAACCGCGCCAGCUCCAAUACCUGCCACAGAUAGACCUGAUUCUCAACUCAGCCACCCUACCGCUGGUCGCCCAAGCAAGCGUCGUCGUAGUAGCGACAACAAUGACGCCGAGCCUGUCCGUGCGCGUUCCCCGCGCGUCCCCGGCACUCCACGCCCGCAUCACGUCCAUCCGUUUCACAAGGGACCCUACGAGACCCUCAAAGAGGCCAUAUACGAGCUCCAACGGCAUGUCUUCACCUCGGGCUAUGGCGUAUCGCAGAAGCGCACCGUCAAGGAGAAGCUACCUUCGGGAAAAUAUGACCCUGACGGCGACAUCAUCCGAAAGGACUUUGCUUGCGACAAGGGUGGUAACGAGUUCGUGUCGCACUCACGCGGGGAGCGUCGUCGCGAGUCCAAGAAAUGCGGCUGUCCCUGGAAGGCAGCUGUCCGACGUUUAAGACGCGAAGGCGAUCGAUGGUUCAUUGAAAUCCUUGAGUCUAAUCACAAUCACCCCGUCACCCCACCUGACGACAUGCACACCCUCGCCUCGUAUCGUCGCUGGCAACGCGACAACAAUGCUGGUCUGCGGAUGGUUAUUGACCGCCUCACUUAUGCUGCUUCCCUGCCGGCACGCGACAUCUCUGCCUAUCUCAAAGGCGAAUUCCAAGACCGCGAUCUCGAUCGUAUCGACGAGCAGAUAUUGCGCGCCCUCAGCAUGAACGACAAGGAGCUUCCCGGUAGUGAGAAAGAAAGCGGUUCCGUGGGUUUCGAAGUCUUAGCUAGGCGGCCUGUUAUUAUUCUUCAGGACGUUGACAAGACGGUUACUAAUGGUGACCCGAAUAGGUCAAAUACACCUAAUAAUGCGCCACCUGCUCCCAUGGACGACGGUAGCUUGCCAAAGGAUCUAGCUAAAACAACUACGCCUACAGCUACGACUCCUCCUCUCAACGAGUCGCCGGUCACUAGCCGUCAAACAAUCCCCGGCAACCUCAUAAACCACUCACCCAAUCCUCCUCCGGCGGCCCCACCUUCUGGAUCCCAAGUAGAUGGGGCAACGGAUAAGGGGUAAUUCACAGACCCUUAGCAACCUAAUAUAUAUGAUAUAACAACUCGGAAAGGAACGAAUUUUCAUUCAUAAGCAGAUAAGCGAAUUGAUAUGGCGCAGAGGCAGGCAGGCGAAUGAUUUCAACCCUAUUAUUUAUUUAUCCAUCCAUCCAUCCACAGACGCGGCAUUAUCGCAUUUAUACAGUUUUGAACUGUACUGAUACCAUACCAUAUCAUAUCAUGUCAAAGAAGGCGUUCAUCAUCAGUCAAAGCUUGCGUGGGCUUUGUCUUUGCUUUACUUUUGGAGUUAUGAGGAGGUUAUCUAUACUGCAUUUCUGGCUUUCAUUGUAUUGGUUUGGUGACUCAUUUUGGGAGCAAUGAUCUGGCGAGGCGCCUUGGAAGGGAAAAAAGGGUUAGCCUGCCUGGGCUUGGGAAAAGGGAGGAGAUUUACGGGGAAAAGAGGUUUAUAUCAGGGAUAUAGCUCAGUCCUCCUAGGUGAAAUAUGAGUAGAGAAGAUAAGCGUUGAGUCAAUCGACGCUGAAGGUACGGAUACAUGGAUGGCGCACAUUAGGUCCUGAUAUACAUAUGUAUCUCGGCCCGGGCCAAGUAUACAUUUAAUUUACCUACCUACCUACUUUAGCCAGCAGGACGGGACGGGACGGGAUUAUGUACAUGGUCUAACUUACCCUACAUACAUGAGUGCAUACAUACAUCAUGUGCAUGCAUGCUGUGUAAUGGAUAGGUGCCAU